This is a messenger RNA of Aplosporella prunicola CBS 121167, 474 nucleotides long. RefSeq lists its product as uncharacterized. NCBI's taxonomy places the organism in Eukaryota, Fungi, Ascomycota, Dothideomycetes, Botryosphaeriales, Aplosporellaceae. The transcript has 3 exons. The record is from RefSeq and is a predicted model, not a curated record. Bases 1 to 474 code for a protein of 157 amino acids.
AUGGCUGCAGGAAGCCACAAGCGGAUCGUCAAGGAGCUGACGGAAUGCUCCAACGAUGCGCCUGCGGGCAUGAGGGUACAGCUCGUCGACGAGUCCAACGUCCAUGCCUGGGAGGUCAUUAUCGAUGGUCCCGAGCAGUCCGUCUAUGCUGGCGGCCAGUUCAAGCUCCUUUUGACGCUCCCCAAGGACUACCCUUUCAAGCCUCCGGUCCUAAACUUCCAGACCAAGAUAUAUCACCCGAAUGUCAGUAACGAUGACAAGGGCUUGAUGUGCUUGGGCAUGCUGCGCCCCGAUGAGUGGAAGCCGCCGAACAAGCUGGGCGCUGUGCUGCUCAUGGUGCGCAACCUGCUGAUCGAGCCGAACCCCGACGAUGCAGUCGAGGGCGGAAUUGCCAAUCAGUACCAGCAAGAGUACAAGGAGUUUGAGAAGACGGCCAAGGACUGGGUCAAGAGAUAUGCAUCGGCGAAGAAAUAA